Molecule: messenger RNA, 2609 nt
Organism: Scatophagus argus
Lineage: Eukaryota; Metazoa; Chordata; Actinopteri; Scatophagidae
Product: AP-1 complex subunit sigma-2
Exons: 5
Coding region: 114-587 (157 amino acids)
Biological process (GO): vesicle-mediated transport; intracellular protein transport
Cellular component (GO): AP-1 adaptor complex; intracellular membrane-bounded organelle; membrane coat
Molecular function (GO): clathrin-cargo adaptor activity
Source: RefSeq, a predicted model, not a curated record
AACGUUGUGAGCGCUUAAUUGGCCAAUCAGAAGCUUGAUGCCGACUGGUCGUGUUUCAGGGUGGCGUUGGGUGGCUCAUUUCUUCAGAGGCAAAUACAGUGUUGUUAUACAAGAUGCAAUUCAUGCUUCUCUUCAGUCGACAAGGCAAGCUCAGGCUUCAGAAGUGGUACGUGCCUUUGUCUGAUAAGGAGAAAAAGAAGAUCACCAGAGAGUUGGUGCAGACGGUCCUGGCUCGAAAGCCCAAAAUGUGCAGCUUUCUGGAGUGGAGAGACCUCAAGAUUGUAUAUAAGAGAUAUGCCAGCCUGUACUUCUGCUGUGCCAUAGAGGACCAGGACAAUGAGCUCAUCACACUGGAGAUCAUCCACAGAUAUGUGGAGCUGCUGGACAAAUACUUUGGAAGUGUUUGCGAGCUGGACAUUAUUUUCAACUUUGAGAAGGCUUACUUCAUUCUGGAUGAAUUCCUGCUGGGUGGGGAAGCUCAGGAGACAUCCAAAAAGAAUGUGUUGAAGGCCAUAGAGCAGGCUGACUUGCUACAGGAGGAUGCAGAGACCCCUCGCAGCGUACUGGAGGAAAUUGGACUGACAUAAACACGGUCCUCAUCAUUAUCCACUUGCCAGACACUUCUUCAUCUGCAGUGCGUAGCUGAUAACAACUCCCAAUUCACCUUCAAGCACACUCAAUUUCACACUCACACACUGUGUUCUAUAACUCUGCCUUUGUUUUCUACUUUUAUUCUGAGGCAAAUGAUGUAGCACUAUUUGGGUAUUUCCUACUGAGUUAUUUAUUUGUUAAAAGUGAUGAUGUUAACUUUUUUUAAGGAAAAACGCAGCAUUAUUAAGUUGUUUGUUUGGGGUUUUUUUUUUUGGUUUUUUGGGGUUUUUUUUUUGCUGCUUUCCAGUCCACGACAAGAUGCUCUACUGAGUGAUUUGCUUGAUAUCAAUUUGACCAAAGCUGAUGAGGUCACUCAACAUUUAUUUAAUGAACUUUAAUGAAAUUCCAAAUGUGUUAUUUAAUACCAUAUAUUUUGAAGGGAAGUCAAAGUAUUACAUAAACAAAACCAAAGAGUUCUGUUUCAUCUUGCCUUUGUUUCUUUAACACUGCAUAGUGAUUUUCAUGAACUAUGUGAAAUGUACUGUACACCACUGCACUCUGAAGUGAAAUGACUGUGGAUAAGGACAGAAAAUGUUGUGUGUAGUUAAAUUAGUAUUCUCUCUUUUUACAGGCUGUUAUCUGUCCCAUAGUCUGUCUAACUGUUUGGUCUAGUGGUUUCUAAUGGUAGGAUUCCACUUAAUGAUAAAUGCCUUAAUUGCUGACAGAUUUCCAUUCAUUUCAAAUGAAUAAUUCAGUUUGCAUGUGACUGCAGUGGAGUAAAUACACUGAGUUUAUUUUAUGCAUGUAUUGCGUGCAAUACCAAAAUCAACUGUAUCUUCUGCACAUUUAAUACUGUGCUUCUAUUCUGUGCUUUUAUUUUUGUUUUGGUGUGUAAAUCAAACAUGUUCCACUCACUUUAAAUUUCAAAUCAUUGUUUAGUCCAGGCUUAAUUUAAGAGAUGGGAUGUUUUCACUUAAAGCUGCACUGAUUAAUUUUUUGUCCACAAGGUGGCAGUAGAACCCCAACGCAAAUGGUUCGCCUUACAGCAAAACACACACACACACGUUUAGAUUCAUCUGAUAUUAUACUAAUUGAAAAAUACUGAUAAAUGCAGCUUUAACUGGAGAUCAGAGGUGUGAUAUGGGAGCAUAAUAUAAAUAACCAUUUCCCUCUUUGUAUAUACUCAGUGGUAAAUAGUGUUAAUAUUUACGAACAAACUUGUGCUAAUCAUACAGACCACGGACCGGUGUGACAUUUUAAAGCUGAGGGACUACUGCGACAACACAGUCUACUCUUUUAAAGCCGUUUCACUGUCUAGACAUUACUGCCAUACAUUGGUAGUGAGUUAAUACAAAACACAAAGAAUCUUUGGCCUCAGACAGCUGUGUGUGACUUAAUAUACAGCAUGUAAACUACCUAUUUACUACUGUGACAGGAAAUUAAAGUGCUAAGGCAACCAUGCAUAAAACAGCAAUAGUGUCAUAAACCAUAGCAGAGUAUUAAGAUCUUUAUUUGAGCCAAAACUAACUUGCCACACACAUAAAAUGCCUUGGACACAGGACUGUACAAAUCUCAUAAAAAUGCAUUCUUUCCAUAUUUGAUGUUCAUCUUGCAGUUAUAAAAUGUAUUUACUCUUAUCUGCUCACUCUCUUUUGGUUUCCAUUUUGCCACAUUUCCAUAUCACUGUCUGACAUGUUGUAAUAUUGAAUUCUCUUCCUGUUAUCACUUUUAUAUAACAUUAGCAAGUGAGCAUUUUCACGUAGAAUUUCUUCUGUAUGAUAUACUGUGACUGAGAGAAGCUAUGGCACUCUCUGCUGUGUAUUGGUGGGUACAGUAGUAACAGCAUGAGUGGAACCUGUGUUUUACAUUAUUGUGUUUACUUAGAGAGCAAACAGAGCAUACAUUGUGUCAUUUACUGCUGCAGUGUUUGAAAUGGAUUAAGGGAGGAAGGUUUUGUUUUCCUGUCAAGUUCAGCAAUAAAGAGUACACUCGUGGAAAAGAGGCUGUACUGUCACCAA